This is a messenger RNA of Cryptococcus deneoformans JEC21, 2033 nucleotides long. RefSeq names its product expressed protein. The transcript is spliced from 10 exons. Gene Ontology annotation, molecular function: protein binding. NCBI's taxonomy places the organism in Eukaryota, Fungi, Basidiomycota, Tremellomycetes, Tremellales, Cryptococcaceae. The record is from RefSeq and is a predicted model, not a curated record. Bases 62 to 1993 code for a protein of 643 amino acids.
CGGCAACUGGUACUUGCUGCACCAGCACAAACACAACUGGUCGCGCUGUACGCAGGAGACGAUGCCCGAAUACACGUUCACAAGGUAUUUAGGCUCCAAAGAGGUAACCAUCACCGAGGUCGGAGAUCCUCAAGACAGGAUCAAUCCUCGUCCCCUUACCAAGGAUGAGUUGUGGGCUUCUUUCGAGGACAAGUUUGAUCCCAAUCUAGCCAAGUCAAAGGCGAAACUUCUCAGCAAUGCUGUACCCACUCAGUAUCCCCCGAGAAGAACCACUUACCACUUACUUCCUAAUACGGUCGCUCUCCAGAAGCAAGCCAUCCGCUCUUUCAAACUCAGAUUGAGGGACCGAAUACAGUGUAACGCUUUUGGAGAAGAUGAAGCCGGUGUGAUGAGGGACUUUUUGCGAGUGCAGAGGAACUUGGAUGCCACGGAAGAGAAGCUGUCUCGAGAUAUCGAUGAUCAACAAGGUUUGAGAAAAGAUGUCAACGCCCUGUUCCAAGAAGGAAAAUUUGAGGAUGCAAAGUUCCAGUACAACCAACUGUGGUCCGAGAUACUCCCUUGGCACAUCGAGGCCUUGCCCGAACACAGCCCACUGAGACUCAAGCUCGGAGAGGUAGAGGCGGCAAUGUUCGACAACAUGGCUGCUUGUAUGUUCAAAUUGGCCAAGGCUGAUUUCGAGGUAGAUCUUAUUGAAAAUUUCUACACCAAGGUGACGGCAAUGGUGCAGUUUCAUUCUGUUUUUCAGUGCUGCUGGACGGCGAUAGAUGUCAGGGAGUAUGCCAAGGUGCGACCUAUCUAUAGCUGCUGUCGCCGAGCAUCCGAUAUGAUGAAAAUCCUAUAUGUUGACGCCCGGAAUUAUCCAUUUGAGAUCAAUUUCGAUCGGAACGAGACUCCUCCAGACCAGAAAUAUGUGGCUCAAAUGAUCAAAUACUUUGACGACCAAGCGAAUGCCCUCCAAAAUCUCAACAAGGAAGCUUGGUACAAGGACAUCGACGAGCGGUUAAAGAUUCCUAUGCCUCCUGGUGAAGUCACAUACUAUUUCGGGCCUUUUAGCUGGAGAGAUAGCUGGAAAGAGAAGAGAGACACGCCUUCCAAUCCAGCACAAACUCAACCUCGGGAUCUUACCCUGAAAGAGAUGUGGGAAGUAUGGUCUCCCGUCCCCAAACAAACGCAUCUCGAGUACAAUGAUCUUCCACCAUAUUAUCCCGAGUCUCGUAUUACGUACGAGCUACGCCCAACUGGAAUAGUACAAGAGUACCGGUACCUCACAUAUGCCAAGUUCUCCAUAUACGAGAUGAUCUGGCGACAACAUAACGAAGAUUGGUCUCGGAUCCACUUCCAAGAAGAUGAUAAGAAGCGGAGACAGGUCUCCGUGGAGGAUCCGCCUCUGAAGAUCAGGCUUGAUAAAGCUGAGAAACAAAAGGAUGAAGCCAACAAGAAGUACAAGGCUAACGAGUUCAAAGAUGCUCUCAUGACGUACGCCGAUGCUUGGUAUCAGCUUCUUCCAUAUCAUAUAGAAGCGCUUCCCCUCGCCAAUCCCUUACGCCAAAAGCUUGGGCAGAUAGAAGCUGCCCUUUUCGCAAACAUGGCGGCAGUAUUGAUUAAAGCCUCGUCUGAGCAACAAUGCCCUCGACGCCGUCGGGAACGUUUCCGUCGUUUGGCCUUCUUUUGCUCCUGGGCGGCCUGGUAUAACAAGGAACUGGCCACUGUGGGCACUGUGAUAAAUUCCGCCAAACGCUGCUACAGCACUGCCCCUUCCGACAAAGAUAGCCACGGCGCUAUUGAAUCUUUAAACAACUCUUUCUGGACGCCCAUGAUAAACAUCCUUGGAGAGAUUAAGGCGCGGAAUGACAUGUUGCUUCAGGAGGUUCUAGAACGUGGCCUCAAAUAUAAUACUGCGCCCCAAGUUACCUUACAGCAGGUAGGCCCGCGUAAAUGGUAUGAAACAGGGGAGCUGGAAGACUUGAAGAAGGAGAGGAAUUGGUGGAACUAGCUAUGGUAAUACAUGUGCCUAACCUAUUAAUCUAUUUGAU